UAUAAAAGUGCGUUUAGAUUCCAGCCAAGACAUAUCACAAUGCGCUUCUUGAUCGCUUUCAGCUUCGUGUUGAUCGGGUGCUUCUACCUGGCGGAGGCAACUACCGCCACGACUUCGACCACAUCCGCCACGACCACCACUACCACCACCACUGCAGCCUCGUCAAGCGCCACUACCACUACCACCUCUUCAAGCGCCACGACUUCCUCCUCAUCCUCCUCCUCGAGUUCGGAUGCUGAGGCAAAACGCCGCAGACGUGCCCGCCGCAGGCGACUAGCUCGCGAGCGCCGCCGCCGCCAGGAGAGAAGGCAGCGCCAAGAAAAGCGAAGGCGCAGGAUGGAACAGCUACUCGAGAGGCAGCGUCGAUUGAUCCGUCAGUUGCAGGGAUAAAAGAGUUGGUUAUAGUGAAUUUAAAAAAAGUUAUACACUAAUUUAUCACACAUUAUUAAGUGUCCCUUAUUGAAUUUUUAAAAAUAAACUUAAGUGUUUGUCUCAAGCUGA
Messenger RNA from Drosophila ananassae, 501 nucleotides. Its product is annotated as protein new-glue 1. The record is from RefSeq and is a predicted model, not a curated record. The transcript has a single exon. Bases 40 to 390 code for a protein of 116 amino acids. Lineage: Eukaryota; Metazoa; Arthropoda; Insecta; Diptera; Drosophilidae.